AUGUAUGACUGUAGACGAACGUGCAAUGUGACGGAUCUACCGACAUCCGCGUUGAGCCAACUAUUCGGUUACUAUGGCAACGUGUCCAGUAUUCUCCAGCUGGGCCGAGACAGGACCCAGGUGUUUCAGGGAUCCGAUACCGUGAGGGGAAUCCGAGUCCGAAAGUGGACAUCCUGCCACACCUGGCAGACUGUUAAUGCAACCAUGAACGUGACAUGGUAUUAUACAGAUCCGGACAAGUGGGAUACUGGGUGUGGUCUCAUGGAGGUUCCUGUUCGAGCCUGGGUUCAAGGCCACUCUGGUCCGGUCGGUGGCAAUAAAUACUUCGAUCAUAUCUACGACAUGUUUCACUUCAGUGCCUCUAUUUCCACCAAAGACGCUUUACAGGUGCCCGAUCUCAUCUACUGUCCCAAUCACAGAGGAAGCAAGACGAUGCCUACCGUGCCGUCAUCUUUUACUGUCCAGUCUGAAAUGGUACAGACAAAUGCUGAUUUACUCAGUAAUGUCCAGAUAUGGCUGGACGCAAAGAUGAAACUAGCUAAACACAUAUACGACGAAAACAGUCACAUACAGGAUUUCAAUACAGGCGUUUCUUACGUCAUGGACUUGGCAAGAGGGAACUGCAGCGUUUCACACAUAGGCAAAACUGACGUUACUACGCAUAACGGGAUGAUUCAGACUGCGGCGGAAAUGUUUCUCAUGGACGUUACUGACACCGACUACAGAGGAACAGAAAAAGAGUCGUCACUAACAGCGGGGACCCUGGUCCAGAUGAAGAUUGAUAUGCCGCAACUGACGGAGGAGCUGGUGUACAACAUGUUUGAUCUGAUCCCCUACAACACGGACCUGUCGACGUGGGACGUGAGCUCCUGCUAUCAGAACCUCCCUAGACGCUUGUUCCAGUUCGCCGUGGCCGGUACCUACAGUGAUAUGAUACAGACUCAUUCUGAGUUGUUUAAGUACAGUGUCAUCAUGACUGUCAUUGGCCUAACGGGAGUAUCACCACUAAGGGUUGCCAACUUUGAGGUACAGUAA
Haliotis rubra (blacklip abalone) is the source of this 1035-nucleotide messenger RNA. RefSeq lists its product as uncharacterized. The record is from RefSeq and is a predicted model, not a curated record. Bases 1 to 1035 code for a protein of 344 amino acids. NCBI's taxonomy places the organism in Eukaryota, Metazoa, Mollusca, Gastropoda, Lepetellida, Haliotidae. The transcript is spliced from 9 exons.